AUGGCGGCGCCAGGUGGCCCGUCUUCGCGCUCGACACCUGGCAGGAGGAGGAGCCAGACGCCCGAGGAGCAGGCCCUCGAAGAGGCGAGCCGGUGGCUGCCCGGCGGCGAGGACGAGGUCCAGAGGUUUGUGGAGCAGGCGGCGAGCGUCCAGCUGCUCGCGGAGAGGGGCCAACUGCCCGACCCGCGGGUCACGGCGCGGUCCUUCGAUCUGCUGGCGCGGAUCGCAUCGGCCAUGCCGAACCUGACGGACCGGAAGUCUGUGGUGCAGCGGUUGCUGCGGAUGUUGAAGCCAAGCAUCUUCGCCAGUUCGGAGACGCCGUUGAGCGAUUCAUGA
Messenger RNA from Prorocentrum cordatum, 336 nucleotides. The record is from the annotation of a GenBank genome assembly. NCBI's taxonomy places the organism in Eukaryota, Dinophyceae, Prorocentrales, Prorocentraceae.